GAGACUUCAAGAUCAUUUGUGUGGAGGAGAAGAAGUCAUCUUAAAAAUCCAUUUCAUUGCAACAAAAUCGCUGUUCUACUGUUUUGAAUUACUGAAAUAUAUUCAUACGCAUCUACGACCUUAAAACCCAACCUUAUCUCAUCAUGACUUCCACCGUGGUCAUCGGAAGUACCGGCCUUGUGGGAUCACAUAUCCUCUCCACGCUCCUCCAGCUUCCAGCUAUCAGUUCCGUCCGCACUUUCACCCGACGUGCUCCCAAAGACAGUGGCGCAAAGCUAAACGCGACCGUCGAGGACUCGGCCAAAUGGGCAGCUAGUAUUUCCGCCAUCACGCCUCCGCCCGACAUUUUCUUCUCUGGUCUGGGCACUACUCGUGCCGCAGCAGGCGGAUUUGACAACCAGCGAAAGAUCGACUAUGACUUGAACCUCGAGGCCGCUCAGGCAGCGAAGAAGGCUGGCGCCAAGGUCUACGUUCUCAUCAGCAGUGGUGGCGCCAAUCCCAAUUCAAUGAUGGGAUACCCGAAGAUGAAGGGGGAGCUGGAAGAAGCCGUGAAGGCACUGGGCUUUGAGAAGACUGUGAUUCUGCGCCCUGGCCUUAUUCUUGGUGGAAGAGACCACCUGAGAGCGGCAGAAUAUGCGAUCCAGGGCGUUGCCAGGGUAUUUGGUGCCGUAAGUGGUGGUUGGUUGAGCGACGGUUGGGCGCAGGAUGCGGAUGUCAUUGCCAAAGCUGCAGUGAGCGGCGGAUUGAGAGCGCUUGCGGGAGAGGGGCCAGCGUCAUAUACAAUGGGGCAGCCGGAAAUUCUGAAGCUGGGAAGAACUGAAUGGAAAUCAGAGGAGCAGAAGUAGGCCUGGAAUCACUAUGAGUGGAAGGUUAGUGGUACUGUACGAUACUAGUUUGAGACGUGAUUGGAGUUGGUAGUUUUGGGGAUUGGGCUUGGAAUGAACUGUAAUACAUUCAUUCAAUGAAUAUCUAGUAAUAUACACUCUCCACUCUUU
Pseudogymnoascus destructans is the source of this 995-nucleotide messenger RNA. It is a transcript of the gene FMP52, whose product is annotated as Protein fmp52, mitochondrial. The record is from RefSeq and is a predicted model, not a curated record. Gene Ontology annotation, cellular component: cytoplasm. Bases 144 to 845 code for a protein of 233 amino acids. NCBI's taxonomy places the organism in Eukaryota, Fungi, Ascomycota, Leotiomycetes, Thelebolales, Thelebolaceae. Gene Ontology annotation, biological process: import into nucleus. The transcript is spliced from 2 exons.